Molecule: messenger RNA, 1102 nt
Organism: Hevea brasiliensis (rubber tree)
Lineage: Eukaryota; Viridiplantae; Streptophyta; Magnoliopsida; Malpighiales; Euphorbiaceae
Exons: 1
Coding region: 219-1034 (271 amino acids)
Source: RefSeq, a predicted model, not a curated record
UCUGUUUGAAACCACCAGUUUUCCAAACACGAAAAAUUAAAAGAAAAUUAAGAUUUUUAUAUAAAUUUCCAGUUUCCACAUUUUAAAAUUUCACUAAACCCGUCGCAGUCGCCGGUGAGAAAUCAUUACAACCAUGAAUGAAAAUGGAUUCAUUUGCAUUUUCUCUCUCCAGCUGAACCAAACCCUCUCUCUCAAUUAAGGAAUAUAUUCUUCUUACUAUGGCUCUGCUUCAGCUCGUAUCUGCUCACAAACCCUCGUUAAAACCCAAUACUAACCUUCCUCCUUUAAACCCUUCCUCCAAUUCUUCUACUCUCCAUUACCACAGUCGCCGCCGUAGGCGACACACCAGCUCCCUCAGGUGCUCCGCCUCCGAAAAGCAUCACACCAACCAUCCUAAACCAGAUGAUGUUGUUGAAUUGCCGCUCUUUCCUCUCCCGCUCGUCCUAUUCCCUGGCGCUAUCUUACCUCUCCAGAUCUUCGAGUUCCGUUACCGCAUUAUGAUGCACACUCUCCUCCACACUGACCUGCGAUUCGGUGUCAUCUACUCCGACGCUACCUCCGGCGCUGCUGAAGUCGGAUGUGUCGGCGAGAUUGUUAAACACGAGCGCCUCGUCGACGACCGCUUCUUCCUCAUCUGCAAGGGCCAGGAGCGUUUCCGUAUUACCAAUCUCGUCCGCACAAAACCUUAUCUUGUGGCCGAGGUCAGUUGGCUGGAGGACCGGCCGUCAGGGGAUGAGGACGUCGAAACUUUAGCUACGGAAGUGGAGACCAAUAUGAAAGACGUGAUUCGAUUAUCGAAUCGGUUGAACGGGAAGCCCGAAAAGGAAGCUCAGGAUUUGCGAAGGAAUCUGUUCCCGACUCCGUUUUCGUUUUUCGUAGGGAGUACUUUCGAGGGCGCGCCAAGGGAGCAGCAGGCGUUGUUGGAAUUGGAGGAUACGGCGGCGAGGUUGAAGAGAGAGAAGGAGACUUUGAGAAACACUCUUAACUACUUGACGGCUGCCUCCGCCGUUAAAGAUGUGUUUCCGUCUUCAUGAUAAGGAAAAAAAAAAAAGGAUCACACGUGGUAAUUGAAGCACAGGAAGAGCAAAGAGGAUGUGGAAAA